Molecule: messenger RNA, 501 nt
Organism: Funneliformis caledonium
Lineage: Eukaryota; Fungi; Glomeromycota; Glomeromycetes; Glomerales; Glomeraceae
Source: the annotation of a GenBank genome assembly
AUGGAAGAACCAACUGGAGAAUAUACAUUUCAAUAUAUGAAAGAUCACCCUGGCGUCUUGUAUGAUGAAAUCAAAAAAGAAUACAACAAGAUGCAACAAGAAUGGCGUCAAAACGAAAAACCUUAUGUUCCUUACUUAACCAUUAUUCAAAACUCUGGUUCAGAUAGUAGUGAAUACCCUGCUGGGACACCUUUUGUUCACCGAAUGAAAGAAUAUACGUGGGAUGCAAAAAAAUUCUGGGACAUACAGAUUAAAGCUGAAUAUGAGGACGAGCGCACAAAAUUUUGGGAAGACAUUUUGAGCUUGUCGCAACAAAAUAGUCUCUUUAGCCAAGAAGAUUUUCAGAUGAACAGAGAGACGUUGAGACUUAUUUUGUUCGAUGGUGAUGACAAAUUCGAGAAAUCCAUUGGCAUGGCUUCUUCAGUGUUCUCCUUAGCACUAAUGGGAAAAUUGGCAAUUUUCUUCCUCCUGUAUCGAAAGACACUAUUUCAGCCAGACAGA